ACAAUCCAAAUUAUACAUUAAGUGUUUUAGCAACUAAAUUUGAAAUAAAACUAAAUACUAUUCAUGAUAUUCUUACUGAAAAAGAUACUUGGUUAACAUUAAAAAAAGAUUCACCACUUGCUAACUCUAAAUAG
Messenger RNA from Scutellospora calospora, 134 nucleotides. The record is from the annotation of a GenBank genome assembly. NCBI's taxonomy places the organism in Eukaryota, Fungi, Glomeromycota, Glomeromycetes, Diversisporales, Gigasporaceae.